Messenger RNA from Capsicum annuum, 3792 nucleotides. Its product is annotated as E3 ubiquitin-protein ligase Topors. Gene Ontology annotation, biological process: protein polyubiquitination; protein monoubiquitination. Gene Ontology annotation, molecular function: ubiquitin protein ligase activity. The record is from RefSeq and is a predicted model, not a curated record. Bases 84 to 947 code for a protein of 287 amino acids. NCBI's taxonomy places the organism in Eukaryota, Viridiplantae, Streptophyta, Magnoliopsida, Solanales, Solanaceae. The transcript has 5 exons.
AUAUCCCGGUUAUAAAAAAAAUAAAAUAAAAUUGGAUUAAACAGUUGAUCCGACCCGACCCGACUUGAAAUUGUGCGACUCCAAUGGAAUACAGAUUUCAGGAAAUUGCGUGUGCCGUAACCCGGAAAUCAUGUCCGAUAUGCCUAUGCCGGUUACACCAUGGGAGUGCGGCGGUAAUUAUCCCCUGUAUGCACGCCUAUUGUAUCCUUUGCAUCCGAAGAUGGAGCGAUGUAAAGCGAAAAUGCCCUCUUUGUAACGCUGACUUCGGCUCAUGGUUCUCCAAAAUUAGCUUUUCUUCCCUGACCUUCCGUGAAGAGAAAUUAUCAGCUCCAGCAGAAACUAAGAAGUUACACUCAGGGUUUCUUCGCUCUACGUUGAGUAACCGAUUGGCCCACCGAAGAGUGAUUAGGAGGAGGAGGGAAGAGCUGAAUGCUUCUGGCUCCAGAACGAGGCUGUUCCUAAAGCGGCGAUCAUUUGAUCAGAUUGUAGCUUUAAAUCCAGAUGAUAUUACUAGGAGAAUCAUUCUCUGGCGUUCCAGCAUAUAUGAAGAGAGAUUGCAGGCUGUUCUCUUUUCAUCUAAAAAUUGUCUUAUGCAGCACAUGGAGAAUAGGAGUACCAAAGAAAAGAUGCUACAGAGAGUAGAACCUUGGAUAAGAAGGGAGCUGCAGGCUAUACUUGGGGAUCCAGAUCCAUCCAUUAUUGUCCAUGUUGCUACCUCACUUUUUAUCUCUGAAAAUACACAUUCAACACAGCGGUGCGCGGGAGAUGAUUUUCUUGCUCCGUUGCGGCCCUUCUUGCAUGGACGUGCAGAAAUGUUUUGGCAUGAACUACGGUCUUCCUGGUGGUCUUAUAUUUUGGAGGCAAAACCAUAUCUUCCAAUACCUCCAGUGGUACAUGCCAAUCUCAUUUAUCGGGCACUGAAUACAGUGGCAUUUCAUAAGUCUUGAUUAAUGUCUCCUUCUUGUAGUAAUCAAAACAGUAUGAUUUCAUUUCCUUUACAUGUUUGCCUUUCAAAACAGCAGUAGCGUGCUCGCAUGGUAUCUCUUCAAACUGAAAUCUACCACCAUUGCAUAUUCUAUUAUCCAACCGAACUAUGUAUUUUCUUCUUUCUUGAUACGAGUACAACCUCGUAGAUGGAUAUUUUUUGAGCAUGUCAAAGGCAACCGAGAGAAGGCCCAAGCUUAAGUGUAAAUGAAUCCUGAAAUGCCCCUAUGUAUGCACUCCAUGGGCGGCCCUUUGGAGCCUUUUCAUUAAAGGGGCACUUUUGUCAUUUUAGUCUUAUUUUGUAAUGUAAUAUAAAUAGACCAACUUAGGGUUUUUGAGAGUUAGUUGAUUAUUUUUGAGACUUGAAACUUGUAUAGUUGAUUAUUUUUGAGACUUGAAACUUGUAACACUUAAAAUUUCUCUCUAAGUCUUGAGAGGAACACCAAAACCAAAUUAGGGCUAGGAAAGUGAAGAUUCAUUUGUAUUUGCAUUGUUGGCUUGAUAUGUUGGUGUUUAGAGGAGGUAACGUUCAUCUUGUGUCAAUGUAGGAGUUAGGUUUAUGUUGUGUGUGGUUUUAAAGGUCCAAGAGUGGAAUAACCUCUUGGAUUUUUAAGAUUAUACCUACAUUUGUCUAGCUAUCUAUCUUGUAUCUUGUUGUUUCCAUUAGUUUCUUGUUGUGUUAAUGUAACCCGUGAGUUUCUUCUUGUUGUAAUAUUAUUGUUCUUGUCUUGUGUUGCUAAUUUAGUUUGGUGGUUGGCCGAAAAUUAUAAUGUAAACACCACAUUAAUCAAUGUAUCAUCUCAAUUUGAGACAGGUAAUUUAAGACGGAAAGAGUGUAAAACAAUUUAUUUUUCAAGAAAGCCUUUUCCUUCGUACGAAACACACCCUAAAACUUUCACAUUAUAAAAUAAUUUUUUUUUUUUUAGAAAAAAAAAAGAAGAAAAAGGAAGCAAGUAGCGGAGUCUUUGCAUUUCUGACAUUUCAUAUUGGAAACCCUGCAUAAACCCCUCUUCUGAUUUCAGAGUAUUUGAUGAUUGGUUUAUAUUACCCAACAAAUCGCACCACCUAAACGGUGUGCUCGAUCCAUUCUCAUUUUUAUUACUCACAACUUAAUUAGAAGCAAAGUUUGAGAGUUUUUUGGGAUUAUUUUUCAUAUGUCAAUAUAUUGUUUUGCUUCUUCACUACCUGAUGCAGCUUCUAUGCAAAAGUUGGACAUGGACUCUGACAUUAUGUUUUGGGAUCUUCAAUUUGAAUUUGCUUAAUCAAUAUAAUCUAACUUCGUUUGUAAAAAAAGCAAAACGCAUUCUGAAUGCUAAACAAACCAAACAGCAUUUCCUCUCUUUCUUUGCUCUUAAAGUUUGUCAGGUUAGGUAAAAUUGUUUGGACUGAUUUUUCUGACAAAGGAUAGGUGAGGUAAAAGUUGCGGUGGUUUUGAGACGUGGAAAUAUCCUCUUGCAGAAAUGCAUGGUGAGGCUGCACACAAUGGGCCCUUGUGGUCUGGCUCUUCCCCAAACCGUGCGGAAGCUUUGCUGCAUUGGGCUACCUCUUUUUUAGCGUUGGUAGGUAUACUACAUCGACAACAACAACAUACCCAAUGUAAUCCCACAAGUGGGGGCUGGAGAGGGCAAAGUGUGCGUAGACUUACUUCUACAGUCUACUUGGGUAGGUAGAGAGGCUAUUUCCGAAAUACCUCUGCUAAGUGCAGUUAGUUAGUAGAUAUAAUAUAAUCAUUUUUUUUUCAGUUAAAAAUUCAGAUUGUUUUCAGGAAUUGGUGUGGAUAUAUCUUGCAGAUUGUUUUUUCAUUUUAUUUUCUCUGUGAUAAGUCUUGGUUACAUCUGUUAUUGUACAAUAUCCAUGGAUUUGAGUGCUUUACUCAGCUUCCGGACACAACUUUUGUAGAACAGAUUAGUUUUUACUUGUGAUGAUGCAAUUCUUUCAUGACUUCCCCUUCCCAGAGAGGAAGAUCUUGGAAUUUUUCGUUCGGUUUAGCUCUUCAUUUUCGCUUCUUUUGAGUCCCAAUACCCAAAUAAUGUUAGGAAGAUAAGAAAAAGAUUACAUUAGUCUUAACUGGUGAGGUCGUUUGAUAUCAAUAAAGCAUAUGUUCAAACAUUGUUACCAAAGGUUGCUCGUGCUCAUGCUCUAGAUAGAUGGUUGUCUUAUUUGCCUCUACAGGGCAUAGUUUUUCUUUGACGUGUUAGAGAGCACUAUGUACCUCCUUGCUAAGGUAACACUAGAUUUGCUUUAAUGUUUGUUAUAUUUGAUAAUCUUAUUGCUCCAAGUGAUUGAGGGCUGUUUGGGUUUGCUGUAGCCAAGUAUAACAUGAGUCACAGGGGUUGGUUCUCCGCUGAGACUAUUUUUCAAGUUUUGAAUUCCAAGACCAAAGAUGGUGACUCAGGAGAAGAGUGAAGUGAUUCAACCACCAACUGCAGUAGACAAGCAAUUAGAAAGUUACUCAUAUACUAAUUGGGCAGCGAAGAUACAAGAACAGUACCAGAAAAUCAAAGAAAAUGCAGAAACUUACCCCUAUGUUUGGGGUUCCUAUAUUGUUGUAUACGGAGGAUUUGGGCUCUGGUUUACCUAUAGAUGGCGAAGGCUUCGCAAAACUGUGGACCGAGUCCAAGUCCUUCAAGAAAGACUUUGCAAACUUGUGCAAGCUGAAGAGUCGACAAGUUCAUCUACAACCAAAGCACCCUCGUCUUGUGAUAAAUCAACAGAAUAAUUGUGUUUUCUCUUUUCAUUGACGUUGAGUUUUUAUGCAUUUUGUUGAAAAAUUGAGUCACGAAUGACUGCACUUGGUCCCAUAUUAUU